CUCUGUUCCUUCCUCUCUCUCUGUUCCUUCCCCUCUCGCCCUCCCGUCCGCCGAUCACCAGAGCGCUGGCCGCCUUCCCCUUUUCAGCGUCCCCGCCUCACACGCUCUCAUUGGCUCCGCGCUGAGCGCCUCCCGAGUGAGAGGUCAGGGGUGGCGGGUUCCCUCAGCAACGCCGGGCGAGCGGGCGGCGGCGUCGACACCGGCACCGUGUGAGAGCAGCGUGUGGGACGGCCCUGGUGACUCCAGCUGCCCGAGGCCAGCUUCUUGUCAUCUGCACUGGCACGCCGAGGUACAGCUUUAUCAAGUGAUUAUGGAACUGCUGUGUGUGUUGGAACCAGAGGAAAGUCCCCAUACAGCAACAUGGUACGCUUUUGUGCCCAGUGGAGAGAGUCCAGAUGUUCGUGUCGGCCACACUCUCACAUAUAUUCCAGAUAAAUCGGGAAAAGGGAAGGUCAUUAUAGUUGGAGGAGCAAAUCCUAACGGAAGCUACUCUGAUGCCUACGUCUUAGAACUGGACAGACAUGAAUGGGAUGCGCCAAAGUGGAAGGGAUUACUGCCUCGCUAUGAGCACGCCAGCUUUGUUCCAGUCACUACACCCACUGGGCUAUGGCUCUUUGGUGGAGCAGAUGAAUGUGGCAACAGAAACUGUAUCCAAGUUUUGAACUUCGAAACUGGAGAAUGGAGAAGUCCAAUCACAAAUGGGACGCCACCCUCACCUCGAACAUGUCACGGUUCUACUGCAGCUGUUGGAAAUUGCCUCUAUGUUUUUGGUGGAGGAGACAAGGGAGCGGAGCCCGUACAAGAUCCACAACUCCAUGCAUUUGAUAAAGCUACACUUCGCUGGUCCCAAAAAUCAACAGAAGGAAAACCACCAGCCCCAAGGCACGGCCAUGUGAUGGUUGCUGUUGGUAGCAAGCUAUUCAUUCAUGGAGGACUAGCAGGAGACCGUUUUUUUAAUGAUAUGUAUACCAUUGAUACAGCUGCCGUUAAUAUGAUGUGGGAAAAAAUAAACAUGAAGGGUGAUAUCCCAGAUGGACGUGCAGCUCAUUCUGCAGUUUCCCAUGAAAAGUAUGUUUUCAUCUUUGGUGGUUUGGAUGCUACUGGAGCACUGAACACCAUGUACAAGUAUCAUAUCGAGACACAGUGCUGGACCUUAUUAGAAUUUGACUCUUCUCUACCUACAAAAAGAUUGGAUCAUGCCAUGUGCAUUAUACCCUGGAAAAUAAGGAAAGCAGAAACAGAUACUCCAGGAACAAAUGAGAAACUACCAGCUGAAGAAAACGAGGAAUGUACCAGUGGUAACAACCUACAUCCCACCUCUAUGAAUUGCUCAGCAAUUCAAAGUCAGACAAAGAGCAUUGUGCACCUGUGCUUGGUAUUUGGUGGUAUGGACACUCAAGGUGAAAUUUUCAAUGACUGCUUUGUAACUCUUCUCAAGGGCUGCUAACAGCAUAUUUUUCAGUUGUCCAACUUGUCUUGUAUCCUCUUCCCAUCCUUGUGUUCUGCAGCAGUCUUGUAAACAAACUGCUUGAGGGGGAGGGGGGGAGAAAGGGAGUGGACUGACAUUUCAGGUCAGGGUGUUUUGAGUAUAUCCACUCCUUCCAUAGAUUUUGCUUGACCCCUAGUCACUGCAGCACUUGUUUUUUUUCUCAAAAUUCCUGCAUCUGCAGUGGCUCCUUGGAGCCAGAAUUCAACUUGUCAAUUGCAGUGAGAACACAUGGUAAUGCGCCAACAUCAUUUGGCUAUUUUGCUGUCACAAUGUAUUAUAGACCAGAUCACCCAUCGCCUUAUGACCCUCUAAAAGUUUUGUUUUUUUUUCAAAUCAUGUUUUGUAACAUUUAUAGCAAUAAAACUUCCUGAUGAACCCUUCCUAGUCACUGUCAGAUGGCCGAAAGUAUAAUCUAAAUCUACCUGCUUUAAUUUGGCAUCAAAUUCUGAUGAAUGUACUGCUCAAACUAACAUAAGAAAUUAACUCAUUUAAAUGAUAAAUGCAGUAAUGUACUGCCUGUUAAUCUGUAUCAUAAAUAAUUUGAUCAUAGUGGUUCUGGUAGUGCAAAAUGCAAUUGGUCAUAUCAGGGCAACCAAAUGAUUGGAGUUGGGCAUUAGGCAGAAGACUGCAUUUAAUGUACAAGUGAUUUUUAAAAAUGGAAAAUUUACCAUUAUCUAUUCUUCCCAUUUUGCAUUUAGUGGAAUAGCUGCAAUAAGACUACCUUACAGACCAUACAAUUACCUAAUUUCAUCAUAUAACCUGGAUGUGUUUGUAACUGAAUUAAAGACACAGCAUAGAAA
This is a messenger RNA of Amblyraja radiata (thorny skate), 2289 nucleotides long. It is a transcript of the gene rabepk, whose product is annotated as Rab9 effector protein with kelch motifs. NCBI's taxonomy places the organism in Eukaryota, Metazoa, Chordata, Chondrichthyes, Rajiformes, Rajidae. Bases 311 to 1447 code for a protein of 378 amino acids. The transcript has 8 exons. Gene Ontology annotation, molecular function: protein binding. The record is from RefSeq and is a predicted model, not a curated record.